UGAGCUUUCAGUCUCUAUUCGUAUCCUCAGCCAGGCAGGUCGCUGUUACGUAAAGGAAACAGCAGCUGCGUCUCGUCUCACCGGGAAAUUCUCCUCACUGCUGUCGCUCUCAGUCUCAGACAUGGACACUGAGCUACAGAGGCGCACACAUUUUCACUGAGGAUUUAAACUCACCUGAAUGAACUCUUGACUUGGACGAAAGAAAACCUGCGGCCACAAGACCAGAGUCCAGCCACCGGAGCUAUUGAGAUUCACCUCAGGCAAAGCCCAGCUAGGCCAUGCUCAUGCUAUGAACAUUACAAUGGUUUGGUCUGUAAUGUUGUCAGUCCUGAUGCAUAUUUUUCUGGUGUCCCAUGGUGCUCUGUGUUUGGAGCCCAAGGAGGGAGCCUCUGUCCAGGCAGGUGCUCUGAACCUACCAUGGCAGGAUGAGCUGUGCUGUGACUCACCUUCAGGCCACCUCGCUGUGGAGGAGGACGGCACGCACACACUGGAGAACCGCACAACCGCUCUGAACAACCUCUCUGAAUCAAACCUCCCACACUAUCCUCACUGCAGCUUCAGGAGCCUGACAAUCACAUCACGUCAUCACAAGCCCUCUGGCGGCACCUGUUUGGACAUGCUGUGCAGAAUUGAUGAAAACUGGGAGAGUUUUACUUGUGAUCUUCAGCCUCACGGCCCACCAUCAGACACACCGAACCUUAUGGCAGUUAGUUUACAGCGCCUGCCCUCCCAGAGCGGGGGCUCUGAGGUCAACGAUGGGAACACUGCAUCUUAUAAUCCUGUUGUCUGUGAAGCAGAGGAUUCCUUCAUGUGCUCACUUGCGCUUGACUCUACAAGCUUCGUUACCAUGGUGACCGUCAGCAUCUCUGGCGCUGUAGCUCCACCAAUUCUUCUCAGAGUUCCAGCCCGACCUGCGAAACCCAGUCCUCCCUUCAACCUUUCACAUAUCCAGACCAUCGAGGCAGAACUGAUUUUACACUGGGACGACCCAGAAGACUUUGGUUCCGGUCCGCUGAGAUAUGAGGUCCGAUACUCUUCCGACACCACUCAUCCAGCCUGGCAGAUGGUUUCUGUGCCCGGAGAGCCCAGGAUGCUUCUGGAUCUGAAGCCCAGACUGAACUACACCAUCCAGGUUCACUGCUCCAGCUUGGAUGAACCUGCACUGUGGAGUGACUGGAGUGAACCGUACCACAUCUACCUUGACACGGUGAGCUACAUCCCUGAGAAAGUGGUGGCCCGACCGGGGGAGAACGUAACAGUUUAUUGUGUAUUCAACGACCACAGCAUCAAUGCCAGCACGGCCAUGUGGAUGCUCAACUUCCAACAGCCGCUUCAUCGCAGCCAGUACCACCCAGUCAACCAGUGGGUCAGCCAGAUCACAGUGCGCCCUUCAGAGACUCGGAUGUAUGACCUGCUGCAGUGCACGCAGGAGUGGACCAUCCCUUACAGCCAGAUCUAUGUAGAAGGAGCGUCGAUUGAUAUAAACUGUGAAACCAACGGUGAUAUUGAUGCUAUGGACUGUAGCUGGAAGAACACACAGUGGACUAAACCCAAAUUCAGAUUCAGGUGGGCUGAUCUGCCAUGUGAUAUAAUGGAGGAAAGGGAGAGAGCGGGUGAGAAAGUGGGGGAGAUGGGACCUGUUUGCCUUCCAGUCCGGUCCAGGCAAAAAACCUGUACCAUCCAUCCCCUGAGGAUGAACUGCUACAAGCUGUGGCUGGAGGUGCCGUCCCGUCUGGGCCCUAUCUGGUCCAAACCUGUGUACCUGUCACCCAUAGAUCAUGUGAAACCCCACACACCAACUAAUGUGAGGGCAGUGAGCCGGAGCAGAGGGGUCCUGAGGGUCACAUGGGAACCUCCGUCUCUGCCAGUCGAGGGGCUCCAGUGUCAGUUUCGUCUCCUUUCAUCUGCUGUCAGAGCUCAGCCAGAGUGGAAGGUACAUAAUCCAGUGCGGGUGCCGUGGGCGGAGGUUGCGGUUCCGGACAUGUGCCGUGUGUAUGUGGUGCAAGUGCGUUGCAUGCACAUCAACGGCACCGGCUACUGGAGCGAUUGGAGCGACUCAGUUUACUCUACACCGGAAAAUAGCAGAGCUCCUGACCGUGGUCCUGAUUUCUGGAGAAUUCUCCAGGAUGAUCCAUACAGAAAUCAGACUAAUGUUACUCUACUAUUUGAGCAUCCCCCAAUGUCAGUGCGCUCUUACUGUGUGGAUGGGUUUAUAGUCCAGCACCAGUCCUCAAGUGGUGCUGUGAUGAGGGAGCGGAUCGAGCUGGUGUCCUCCUACAGCUUUGAGUGGAACCAGGAGGUCCAAACUGUGACUGUUGAGGCCUUCAAUAGUCUGGGGAGCUCUGCCAACAACAUCAAAAUGACAUUGGACAGACAGCCCAAACGCCGCUGUGUGCGUUCGUUCCGUGCGCUGGUUAUCAACAGCACCUGUGUGUCUCUGUCCUGGAGCCUGCUGGACAACAGCUCUAUACCUCUGUUCAUGGUGGUUCAGUGGUUGCCACAGAGGCAGCAGGACCCUGAUCACCACAAAGGCCUUAGUGGAGAAACAUGGGCCAGAGUGCCUUACACUGACCGUGCUGUCUAUCUAAGAGGUGACUUCUUUGGCUCUGAGGAGUACGGCUUCUACUUGUAUCCUGUGUUUGCUGAAGGCGAAGGGGAACCAGUGUACACCAUAGCCACCAGAGGAGACCCUGCAGCUUACAUGAUGCUGAUGAUCAUCUCCUUCCUCUCCAUCGUCCUGUUUGUCACCCUGGUCCUCUCCCAAAACCAGAUGAAAAAGUAUGUGUGGAAGGAUGUGCCCAACCCAAACAAAUGUUCCUGGGCUAAAGGACUGGACUUCAAAAAGGCUGACACGUUCGACCACCUUUUCCAACCCCCAGAAGGCCUGCCAGCCUGGCCGCUACUGCUCCCUGCUGAGAACAUUUCCAAAGUCGUCAUUGUGGAAAAGACUGACCUCUCAGCUCUGACCACAGGCUUGGUCCAAACCCCGCUUGUAUCCCUAACCCCUGACACAGCCACUGCUUUAGCUAUCUCUCUUCCUUCAGGGUUUAACUCUGACGUCGACCAAAGCCAAUCCAUGGACAUUGAGGCACUCCUGGGUGGAGCUCACUCCUUAGCCCUUGGUUUGGAUGCUUUAACCACUUCAAGCCUGAGGAUGGAUGAGUUACAGCUUGUCGACCUCCCACCAGAUCAGGUCCCAGGCACCAAUGACACCUCUGCUCAUUCUUCAGUCACAUACGCCACUGUGCUGCUCACUGAUAAAAAGCAGGAGCAGCAGCCUAUUCAUCUCCAUUACAAGGAUGGUAGUGGCAGCAGCUCCAGUGAUGAGGGCAAUUUCUCUGCCAACAACUCAGACAUUUCUGGAUCUUUCCCUGGUGGCCUGUGGGAAUUGGACAGCUGCCGAGGUGGGGAGAUAGACGACCCGCGGUGCUCCUGCUCCUACAAUUCCGUGGAGGAGCUUUCUGAAACAUCAGAGCAAGAAGAUGAGGAGGAGCGGAGAGAAGGGAAGGACCUGUAUUAUCUAGGUAUGGACUAUCCAGUGGAGGAUGGGGAGAGUGAGGGAGAGGAGAAGAGAGAGGAGGAUACAAAAGCUGAGCUGCUCAAAAACGUCGUUUUGAACAGAGAGGCCUGCUCUGUGGAGUCACACCCUUUGCUCGGCCCUGUGGACUCGAACGAGCCCAGUGAGAUGCUGUCAGCGUCAACACGUGGCUUUUCUCCACUGUACAUGCCUCAGUUCAGAACUGCUCCUUGCACGAGGCAACUCACAGAUUAACCACAAGAAACCAAACCCCAGCUAUGACUCUCACACAAGCUGCAUUCAUAUAUCAUCUAUUCCUUCAGACAUAGUGUGGUGUGGAGCUGGAUAAUGUAAAAAUACCUCCAAUGAUGUAUGACUCAAAGUUGAUCUUCAUCACUGCUGCUAUUGUGUGGCACAAGCCUCAUUUAUAGGCAUUUCUUUCUUUCUUUUGGGGGAUUUAAACCCUAGUUUCUACUGUGCCAAACAGCUCCGUUGCAAUCAUGUAGCAGUGAUUACUGAUGCAGGAGCACUAACUGAGAAAAAUGAGCUCAAACAUUUUCAAAGGAGGUUAGGCUAUCAGAAGAAUAUGCAGUUAAUGUUCAUGGAGAGCAGCAGCCAACAACUAGUAUAGUGGUCAUCAUAAUCAAGCUCUGUAUGACUACAUGUACUCAUCUGCUCACACCAUAAUGUUGAAAAAAAGCUGUCUUUGAUUCUCUGCUGAAUUCUCUCAGUUAAAUUUUAAGUGAAACAUGAAAGAGCUUCAAAGAGAAUACAUAAAUGCAUAGAAAGCGAGAGAGAAAAUGCCCAUAAUCUCUUAGUUUUGGUUUUCUCAAAUCACAUUUGACUGUGAAGUGAAGGCCCAACUGGGCUGUCAGUUCAAAGAUACUGUAUUGGUGUGACUAAAUGAUGAAACAGUUGUUAACGAUGAGUAAUUGCAGGUGAUUUCUGGACUCGUCAUUCUCUGCAUCAGUAGGCAGCUUGCAUUUCAAACAUCUGCAUGGUCUAAAUCACUCACCAACCCAAAGAAUGUCUUUUUGUACUUUGUGCUGAAAUGUAUUUGAGACUUUGUUACAGUAUGUGAAAAAUAUAAUAUCUAUUUUUUCCUGUGCUUGGCCAUUUUGAUGUACAGCUGCUGUCUGGUGCAAAUAAAAGACAAAAGAAUGUAUAUUUGAAACCAGAAGAAGAAAUUAAGAAAUUAAAUGUCAUGAAAAUAUUGAAACGUAAGUGGACAAAAGUUGCUAUUGUAUAUUUAGAUAUUUUGUCUAUUUUUCAUGUUGAAAAUAAAGUAUUUAUUGUGA
Molecule: messenger RNA, 4815 nt
Organism: Thunnus maccoyii (southern bluefin tuna)
Lineage: Eukaryota; Metazoa; Chordata; Actinopteri; Scombriformes; Scombridae
Gene: lepr
Product: leptin receptor
Exons: 21
Coding region: 290-3772 (1160 amino acids)
Biological process (GO): cytokine-mediated signaling pathway; immunoglobulin mediated immune response
Cellular component (GO): external side of plasma membrane
Molecular function (GO): cytokine receptor activity; protein binding
Source: RefSeq, a predicted model, not a curated record